UCACAGCGGGUACUGGUAUAAUGUCUGGCACAAAUCCUGAACACACAUAUAGUAUGGACUGGUCACAAGGACACCCUUCUCAACAGGAAACAAGAUGCAUCUAUGACUGUGGAACCUACAACUACAAUCAAGAACAGUGGAGAGAAACAUUUGUAUCUCAAAUGGAGAAAUCUACAAACACUGACGGAUUUUGUGAUGCCUUGACAGCGGAUUGUGGAGGACCAGAAGAAAGUGACAGUGAAAUAGAAACUGAAGAGCACAAGGAAAGGAUACUACCAUGUUUCAUAAAAAAUGAAACAGCUUCACCAGCAAGUUUUGUGUCACCAGGGUGCGAAGCAAAAUAUGACUUUGAAAAUAAUCAUCUACCUCAACCAAGCACGUGUCCUUGUGCAAUAAAGCGCAUUUGCCCAUAUGAAGUAUGUAAUGGACUCGGGAUCUGCAGCACCUGGGCUGAAACAAGAAUGCAUGUAGAUGCUGAUAUCCAGGCUGAUUCAUUUGAGUGUGGUUUCCCAAUAAAAUGUAUAAAAUGUGGAAAAACUAUACAGGACCGGAGCUCUUGUCAACAGCGUUAUUUAAUACCCAUUUAUGAGUGUAAUUCAUGUAUUGCACAUGGCACAACAGGACCUAAUAUGACUUCAUACCUUGAAUCCAUUGCUGGGCACAAUACAGCAGCUGAUCCAAGAAUUGUUCCCUGUGAGUACUGUAAGAAAAAAUUCGAGACGGUCCGGGGCAUGAGGAUACAUGUGGGGCAUGUCCACAAAGGAGCCAGAGCUAAGCAUUAAUACGAGCUGCAC
Schistocerca serialis cubense is the source of this 794-nucleotide messenger RNA. RefSeq lists its product as uncharacterized. The record is from RefSeq and is a predicted model, not a curated record. The transcript has 8 exons. NCBI's taxonomy places the organism in Eukaryota, Metazoa, Arthropoda, Insecta, Orthoptera, Acrididae. Bases 21 to 782 code for a protein of 253 amino acids.